UUCCGGCCGUCCUUCUCGCUCGAUCGCUCGUUGGAACCCCGCGCGAAAUCGCCGGUAACCGAAUACCCUCGUGGACUUGGCGCGGCGUCGUUCCCGGUUUCGAGGGUCUGGGCUCCCGAUUACGUACGUCACGGUCCCGUCAUUUGGGUGGUUUUGGGAAGGAGCGGAUUUUUACACUCCCGGGAUUUGGAAGUAGUUCACUCCAUCCUUCUGACGAACUCCUCCAUGCUGCUGCUUAAUCUUUUGCUAUAAAUGUGGUUUGGCUUUGGAGAUGAGAAGUUCGCAGGAAGCCCACGCUUAAUGGACUGCUCACCCAACAGCAUCAGCGAUAAGAAGACUCUGAAGCGGUGGUUCUUUAUAGACAAGAGGGUUGGGUAAAGAAAGCCAGGUUAAAGACGCCUAGAUCAACAUUCUGACCAAGUGACUGUUUAAAGCAUUCGUUUUGGUUUAGAGUAUAUAUACACCGUAGCAAGAAAUCUGGAUCCAAUGGAAAUGAAGCCUAAUCAUGCUUCUCCUGUUCUUACUGAUCCUGCUCCUGUUACCAAGUCAAGGCAUGGCAUCCACUCCAGCUGGUUGCCUCAGCAUGGAGCACCAUGUCCCUCGAGCAAGUACACAACAAUUCCGUGGAAAAAGCCCGGAAUACUAGAUGAUGUCCGUUCCAAUGGCUGGCUCGAUGCCAUGAAAGCAUCCUCUCCCCCUCGCAAAAAGCUUGUCAAGGAUUUCGUUCUUGAAGUUGCCGUAGAUGACUCUGAUGCUGCUUAUGCAUCCUGGAUGCUUAAGCAUCCUUCAGCUCUCAGUUCUUUUGAGCAAAUAGUUGGGCAGGCUAAGAACAAGACGGUAGCGAUGUUUCUGGACUAUGACGGUGUUCUGUCUCCAAUCGUUGAUGACCCAGAUUGGGCACUAAUGUCUGAUGAUAUGCGUAAAGCUGUAAAGAGUGUCGCGGAUCACUUUCCUACCGCAAUUAUCAGUGGAAGGAGUCGUGACAAGGUUUACAAUUUGGUAGAACUAACUGAACUUUACUAUGCUGGUAGUCAUGGAAUGGACAUUAUGGGCCCUGUCAACAACAGUGUGUCCAAUGACCACCCAAGCUGUGUUAAAUCAACUGACCAACAGGGCAAGGAGGUAAAUCUCUUCCAGCCUGCUAGAGAAUUUUUACCCGUGAUUGAUGAGGUUUUUAGAACCCUCGUCGAAAAUACAAAGGGUAUCAAAGGCGCAAAAGUUGAGAAUCACAAGUUUUGUGCCUCUGUACAUUAUCGUAAUGUAGAUGAAAAGAAUUGGCCAGUUAUUGCUCAGUGUGUUCAUGAUAUUUUGAAAGAGUAUCCUCGUUUGCGGUUAACACAUGGACGGAAGGUUUUAGAGGUCCGUCCAGUGAUCGACUGGAACAAGGGAAAGGCAGUGGAGUUUUUGCUUGAUUCUCUUGGGCUGAGUGACUGUGAAGAUGUGCUUCCGAUCUAUAUUGGGGACGACAAGACAGAUGAAGAUGCAUUUAAGGUGCUGCGAGAAGGAAAUUGUGGUUUUGGUAUACUAGUAUCUUCAACACCUAAAGAAACUAGUGCUGUUUACUCGCUCAAGGAUCCAUCAGAGGUCAUGGAUUUUUUGGAGUCCCUGGGCAAUUGGAAGAAGACCGAAGAAGCGGGGAAUGAUUGGGAAUCGAAUGCACCUCAACAAAGUUCAUUGCAGAAAGCAGAUUAGAUCAAGGCUCUCGUGUUGUUCUUCUUCCUGCUUACAAUAAAAGGAGGCAUUUCGCUUUCGAUAUGUUCUUUUCCGGGCAACCAGGUCUUAUUCUUUUUUUUUCGUCCGAAGGUCCUUCCAUCAGCUCCGCACGCGUUUAUAUUUGCCGAGCAGAUGGGAUGUGAAUGUGCUAAAUAAGGGUUGGUUCAUUUCGCAGUCCAGUCAUUACUAAUUAUUGAUACAGACAAUUGCAGAGGGAAUCGCAUGUGGAUGGAUGGUGGCGGUUUUUCAGUUUAUAACUGUGUAUUCCUUCCCGUCUUUGAAACGGUGUCGGUCAGUCUUGUUCGUUUGAGUCUCUCUGCUGAGUUCUGUGAUUUGUGUAAAAAAAGCAAACAGAAGAUAGUGAAAUGGAACAAUUCUGGAAAGAAAA
This is a messenger RNA of Syzygium oleosum, 2101 nucleotides long. Its product is annotated as probable trehalose-phosphate phosphatase F. Gene Ontology annotation, biological process: trehalose biosynthetic process. The record is from RefSeq and is a predicted model, not a curated record. The transcript is spliced from 13 exons. Lineage: Eukaryota; Viridiplantae; Streptophyta; Magnoliopsida; Myrtales; Myrtaceae. Gene Ontology annotation, molecular function: trehalose-phosphatase activity. Bases 487 to 1692 code for a protein of 401 amino acids.